CAGAGAGCCCGUUCUUCCCUGUGCGCCAGGUCCAGCCGUCUUCGCAGCAUGAGCUCCCAGCAGCAGAAGCAGCCCUGCGCCCCGCCCCCCCAGCUGCAGCAGCAGCAGGUGAAGCAGCCCUGCCAGCCUCCGCCCCAGGAGCCAUGUGCCCCCAAAACCAAGGAGCCGUGCCACACCAAGGUCCCGGAGCCCUGCCACACCAAGGUCCCGGAGCCCUGUCACACCAAGGUUCCGGAGCCCUGCCACCCCGUGGUCCCGGAGCCGUGUCCCUCCAAAGUCAUCCCAGCAUCGCCUAAGCAGACCAAGCAGAAGUAACAUGGUCCGCAGCCACUCCCUGAGGGGCCGAGCCCCGGGUGCCGAGCCCCCUGUCUCAGCUGCCUGAGUCCCAUUUGCCUUGCAAUCAGCAUGCUGUCACCCUGAGUCAUAACCCCUCCCUCUCUGCACUGUCUCAGUGUGAAGCCCCCUGAACCCCUGCCCGGGCUGAGGGUCCCACUGGCCGAGCUGGUCUUCUAGCUGCU
Molecule: messenger RNA, 518 nt
Organism: Pteropus alecto (black flying fox)
Lineage: Eukaryota; Metazoa; Chordata; Mammalia; Chiroptera; Pteropodidae
Product: cornifin-B
Exons: 2
Coding region: 49-315 (88 amino acids)
Source: RefSeq, a predicted model, not a curated record